Messenger RNA from Yamadazyma jaroonii, 2079 nucleotides. The record is from the annotation of a GenBank genome assembly. Lineage: Eukaryota; Fungi; Ascomycota; Pichiomycetes; Serinales; Debaryomycetaceae.
AUGGACGAAUCCAAGCUAUCGAAAGUUAUAAAGAAAAGAAAGUAUAGUAGAAAUGGAUGUUUAGAAUGUAAGAAGAGGAAGAUAAAGUGUGAUGAAAAUAAACCUGAAUGUUAUAAUUGUGUGAAAUCAAGGAAGACUUGUCAUUAUCCUAUGAGUAAUAAGGAUUCUGGUGAUAGUAAAUUAUCAUCAUUAAUGAAUCCAACACCUAGUACUAAUAAUGAUGGGAAUACUCAUCCACCAGUUGAUUAUAUACAACCCUUAACUCCAUCAGCUCAUCAUGUUCCUCAAACAACCAUCCCAUCGUUUGGUUCCCUUUCAGGUUCGAUAUCAGGUUCAUUGCCUGGAUCAAUGUCUGGACCUGUUGGAGGAAUCACAUCUAUCUCCAAUUUAUUUCCUGCCCAUACACCAGAGUCAAAUAAUAUGAUUUUACCUUUACCUCAACCAACUAAUGGUGUACAUACACCUAAUUAUCCUACUGAAAAUUAUAAUAACCACCUUAGUGUUGGUAGUGGUAGUAUUAAUGGUAAUAAUUCAAUACCUGCAGUUUCUCCUUCAGAUAAAUCCAUCGGUGAUGAAUUAUUCUCAGGUGCUUCGAAUUUAGCUUCAAAUUUGAAUGAUUUAUUAUCAGGUAAGUUCACAUCCAUAUCAGAUGAUCUACUAAAUUCAUUCCAAGAUCAUUUCGAUCAUAUAAUUGAACCUCAACUCCAACCAACCCCACCUCCAUCGACGAAAAUAAAUGAUGAAGUAUUUGAUGAUGGUCCAUUGAUUUCUUUCAUCAACUCCUUUGAUAAUUUGGAAAAUAACCAGAAGAACUACCUUAAAUUAUUCUAUGAAAAAUAUUCAUUGUGGCUCAUGCCAUUGUCUCCUGUAAGUGGACCUAAAAACUUCUUUAAUAAGAUUAUUAUCCAACAAGCACAGAAAGUUCCAUUCUUAUUGAAUGCUAUAUUUUCCAUUUCAGCAUCUUUCGAAUAUGAAGAAAGUAAAUUAUCCUCUGAUGAUUAUUAUAAGAGAACUUAUAUAGGUUUAAGUUUAAAGGGUCUUAAUCAAGUAUUCAGUCAGAAAUCUAAAGUUUCAGAAUAUAUUGAACCUUUGAUAUUAACAAGUUUGUUAUUUGUCACUGAUGCAGCUUCAACUAUCAAUGGUUCUUGGAGAGCUCAUUUGAAGGGAGCUAAUGACUUAUUCCGUCAAUAUCUUGCAUUAUACAAAAAGAACAGUCCUAGUAUUUUAUUAUCAACAACAUGGUUUGCAUCUUUUGAAAUCAUUGCCGUAAUAACCAACCCUGUGGGUGGUUCUAUCAAUAAUGAACUCCAUUUGGAUGAUAUCCUAUCACCAAUUUUAUAUAAAGAUGAUUGGAAUUUAGCUAUACAGUUGGGGUUUGUGCUACCCAAUGGAUUUAAUGUGUUUUUGGGUCAAUCUUCUUAUAAUGUGUCAUUAUUUAUUCAUUUCCUUAAAUUAUCCAUAAAAAUCAGAAACAGUGAUCGAAAAUCCAUUGAUAGCGAUGAUUUUGUUAUGUUAAUGCAGUUAUUUGAUCAAGCCCUAAGAUUUUCUUUAGCUUCACCUAAUGGUUUAAUUGAACCAACCAGUCCGUAUUAUCCAAAAACUGGAGGUAUGAAUUAUUUACCUCAUGAAACUUUCGGUUAUAAGAAUAAUCUAGUGUUCAGUUGGUUCGAUUUGAGUGACAAAAUUCAUAUCAGAGGUUUAUAUUUAACGGUGUUAACCAAUCCCAUGUAUUUGAAUUUACCUAGUGAAAGUAAACUAGUACAAGAUGUGGUGAGUAAAAUCUUGGAGAUGUGCUAUUUCUUUGAUGGUAUUGACUUUAAUGUUCCAAGAAAUGAGUUCAAUUUUGAUAGAGUUAUAAAAGAAAAUGCCAUAUUAAACGAUAGAAGACUAUUGAUGUUACAUUCAUCAAUACUAAUCUGUGGCUCGUGUUGUAUUAAUAAUGUUGACAGAAUGAAGAUUGAAUUGUAUUUUAGAAGUUUAAUCAGUCUUGGUGCUCGAACUGUUGAAAACUCCUUCAAUAGACUCUGCCUGCAUUGGUCUGGCGAUCUGAGUAAAUUAGAUUUUGUCCCUUAUUUGUAA